GAAUUGUAUAUCCAGUUCGCAUACACUGAGACCUAUUCAACAAAGAAGUGUAACUUCCUCUGCAUCCAGUGACCGAUAAACAAAAGCAAAAAUAAUAAAGAAAAAAACAAUGUUUUUAUUGUGCAAACAAAAUAACAAUUCAAUCUAUUGCAAACUGCUUAUUAUUAAUCGAUAUUAUUCGAACAGAUUGACAUGUAAAGCUGUAGAGGCUUUUGAACUGCUCGGUAUACCAACAUCCAGUACACCAGAAGAUUGCCGACAAGCCUAUCUUAAACUAGCUCGGUAUAAGCAUCCCGAUACAAGAAAUGUUAAUAUUAAUAAUAGUAGUAAUAAUAAUAAACAGAAAUGUAGUCAGAAUAAUACUGAUGAAUUACAAGAGAUAGCAAAGGCUGAAUUCCAGCGAUUACACGAAGCAUAUACAAUUGCUUAUGAAAUCUGUCAACAUAAUCAAAAGUUAAAUAAUAAUAAUAAUAAUAACCUUUUACAAGAGGAUGAUGAAUUGAACACGGAUAUUGAAAAAUUUCAAUAUAAAGCACCACAGCACAGACGUUAUCUAGACUUGGGAAGACAAGAACAACAUGUAGAAGGUGGAAGUUUAAGUGAACGCCGGAGAUUUAUACAAUCACAAAGGAUAGCCAGAGCAUUACAAGGUGCUGCAGACUGUAGAAUUAAAAAAAUUAUGGAGUCUGUGAAUUAUGAUGAUGCUGAUGCCAAAACUGGUCAAGGAGAUUGUAAUCGAUUAAUACCUAAGGGAAGACGUGUUAGCAGCAAGCAUAGAGACUUAAACAAGUCUACUUCUAUCAGUUAUUUUGAACGUGUAGCUGAAGAACACAUUCAAAAUGCUAUAGAACGUGGAGAAUUUAAUAAUUUAUCUGGACAAGGUCGUCCACUUGAUUAUAAUAAAAAUUUACAUGUUUUUGGUGAUUCAACUGUUACCCGUGUCAAUCAACUAUUAGCUAAUCAAGGCUUUUUACCGAAAUGGGUUCUACUAAAUAAAGAGAUAAAUUCACGUUGGAGUAUUGCAUUUAAUAAAUUAAAGUCCAUUUACAAUACAGAAUGCAAUGUAAAUUCUUCAGCAUGGCUAAAAGCUUUUCAGGAUUUCGAGGCAGAAGUGAAAGAAUUGAAUCAGUUAUUGGAUCAAUACAAUCUUAUAGUCCCUAGUCAUCAUAUGCAACGGUUUCAUUUCAAUACUAAAUCCAUUAUCGAACAGUUGAUGAAGGCUGAAAAUUCACAAGAAGCAGAAGAGAAAAACAAUCCAACGAACGAUCAGAAUGAAAAUGAUCCACCACCACCACCACCACCACAAAGUGAUAAUGAUAAAAAGAGUUUAUGGGACCCACGUUUUAUGGCAGAAGUGAUGAGCGAUUUCUAUCGGGAACUGAUUAAAGCAUAUGCAAGUAUUAUACGAGGAUUUAAAGAUCAUAAAUAA
Messenger RNA from Trichobilharzia szidati, 1429 nucleotides. The record is from the annotation of a GenBank genome assembly. Lineage: Eukaryota; Metazoa; Platyhelminthes; Trematoda; Strigeidida; Schistosomatidae.